Molecule: messenger RNA, 951 nt
Organism: Pecten maximus
Lineage: Eukaryota; Metazoa; Mollusca; Bivalvia; Pectinida; Pectinidae
Exons: 3
Coding region: 1-951 (316 amino acids)
Source: RefSeq, a predicted model, not a curated record
AUGUCCAUCCUAGCUACCCACGCGUAUGUAUACAUCAACAAUAUAUCAUUCGGUGAUACGAUACGGAAACCUGGCAAUCAGACAUCUAAGAUAAAGUUCGAUCCUAUACGCAAUACCUCCGAUCCUGCCCGAUCCUGCCUGACUCUGCCCGAUCCUGUAAAUCGUCUAACCCCUGCGUAUGUCAGAAAGAAACUGGCCUCAAACAAUCCACAAAUUGGCCUUGAUUUAAAAGAAUUCAGGGGGUCGUCAGAGGAGAAAACCGUCAAACGUAUUUUGAAAUUCAUCACAGCUGAAAAUAUAACUGUUUCUCCCACACCUGCAUUCAUCAACCUUGUGAUACAUAGAAGUAACGCUUCAGACAGAACGUCAUUUAGCGAUGCCUACGUCUCUCUUCAAAUUAGCUAUGAAAUUCAGGAGGCAUUUGAAACAGAUUAUGACAGCGGGUGUCCGGAGAGUAAGCUCGUUUACAUGAAGGACAUUCUAAAUGUAUCUGUUCUGGAAAACUUUCAAACAUGUGGAGUGGACGCCAUCGAGAAAUAUCCGGACGUUUGCCGACAAUCUUUUUUGAGAUUGUUGGAAUUUCUGCGUGAGAAAAGAAAUCAUGAAAAGGCAAUUAAAAAACUUCUCACUGCAACCACUCUUUCAACAAAUGGAAACAAAGAGACACAGAUUAUGGCUGGAUUGGCACAUCACCUAUUUUCUCAGUUGGUACCAGGGAAGAAGUAUGAGGUUGAUGAAUAUGCAAAGCAACUUCCAAAGGAAUGUGGCUGUGGUUGUAAGGCCAACAUUUGUUCAGGAAACACUUCAGUUGGUAAGAUCAAUUUGAUUUUAUUCAUUGCACAUACAUUGUACAAGAUACUAGUAAGAGCCCAAAGAGCAAGUGAGCUUAUGCCAUGGUGCAGCGUCAAUCGUCCUUCCGUCCGGCCACCCUGUGUCAACUUUCCCUUUUGA